AUGUCGGGUGGCAAUAGCAACAAGGCCGCAUCAAACACGUCGGCUCUGAGCGUCGUGCACCGGCACGGCCCGUGCUCGCGGCGGCGCGCCGUCUCAUGCGGAGAUCCUGGACCAGGACCAGGACAGGGCCAACUCCAUAUACACAAAAAGAUAGCUGGCCCGUCGACGAUCACCCCGGCCCGUGCCUCGAAGAGCGCGUCCCUUCCGGCGGGCAUAUCUCUUGGCACCGGCGACUACAUCGUCUCGCCGUGUACGGACUGCGACGAGCAGCAGGACCCGCUCUUCCACCCGGCGCAGUCGUCGACGUACUCCGCCGUGCCCUGCGGCGCCCCGGAGAGCGAGGAACUGGACUCGCAGAGCUGCUCGUCGGACAACAAGUGCCACUCCGGGCUGUUCGGGAAGGCCGACGGGCUCUUCGGCCUCGGCCGCGAGAAGGUGUCGCUGGCCUCGCAAGCGGCGGCUAAGUACGGUGCAUACGGGCUUCUCCUACUGCCUGCCGUCGUCGUCGAGCGCCAGGGGGUGCCUAUCCCUCUGCGCAGCAGCUCCGGCGAACGCGCAGUUAACGGCGAUGGUGGCCUGGUGGGUGACCCGCAGAGGUCAAGGUCGCCGGCCGCGCAAUCAAGAUCCCCACCGACCGUGUUCGCGACGGCCGGCACGGUGAUGCACUCGAGCACCGUGAUCACCCGCCUCCCCGCGGGUUUUUCUGAUGAGGACUCUGACGAUAUUUCAGUUGUUUUAUAUCCUGGAAGCUGCAAACUCUGUAGCUCACGGAUCACGCUUUGGCCAGCUAUGGCGCCGGGCGGGAGGCUGAUAGCUCGUGAUCAGCGAUAUUGGAAGAUCUCUUCCGCCGUCAGCACGCUCACACAGAAACACAAGCAUCUUCGUCUUCUUUCGUGGUAG
This is a messenger RNA of Phragmites australis (common reed), 900 nucleotides long. RefSeq names its product aspartyl protease AED1-like. The transcript has 3 exons. Lineage: Eukaryota; Viridiplantae; Streptophyta; Magnoliopsida; Poales; Poaceae. Gene Ontology annotation, biological process: proteolysis. Gene Ontology annotation, molecular function: aspartic-type endopeptidase activity. The record is from RefSeq and is a predicted model, not a curated record. The coding region runs from base 1 to 900 and encodes 299 amino acids.